UCUUGGUUUUUUUGGAGCAAAGAUCUCGCCUUUCUAACAGAAACCCUAGCUGGCGGAUCCGGCCGCGUCCAUCGCCGUUGCUAGAUCUCACCGCACGGCUCUUCGUUUGAGUCUUGCUGAACUCCUUGGGGAUCUCCUCUCAGUUUGUCUAAGCAGUGAAACACUUCCGAUCCUCGUUCUUCCUACAGAAAUCAAUCAACUUUCUCUCCUUCCAAUACGAUAAUGUCUCUCCACCAGCGCCAACAGCAGCAGCAGCAUCUCAUCGAUCCCUCCCCGCUGUCCACCGCCGACGCGCAGCACAAGCGAGCCACUCCUCUCUUCAGCCGCACUGGCCUCCUCAUCCUCCUCUCCCUCAUCCUCGUCCUCGGCGUCGUUUUCCCCUGGAUCCGAUCCACGGACUCUCUCUUCUCCUCAAGCCCUAAAGGAUCUCUCGCCAAAUGGCGAUCCUACACGCUCUCGCAAGCCGCGGCGUUUGUGGGCAAGAAUGGCACCGUCGUAGUCUGCGCCGUGAGCGAACCCUAUAUCCCGUUCUUGAACAAUUGGCUCAUUAGCGUUUCGAGACAGAAGCAUCAGGAUAAGGUUCUGGUCAUUGCUGAGGACUAUGCUACUCUCUACAAGGUCAAUGAGAGAUGGCCUGGGCAUGCUGUGCUUGUACCUCCUGCUCCUGAUACCCAGAGUGCCCAUAAAUUUGGCUCCCAGGGGUUCUUUAACUUUACGUCACGCAGGCCUCGGCACCUGCUUCAUAUGUUGGAGCUUGGUUACAAUGUGAUGUACAAUGAUGUGGAUAUGGUCUGGUUAGCUGAUCCUUUUUCCUAUCUUGAGGGGAAUCAUGAUGUCUAUUUUACCGAUGAUAUGGCUGCUGUGAAGGCUCUUGAUCAUCCUCAUGAUUUGCCACCUCCAGGAAAAAAAGGUAGAACUUAUAUUUGUAGUUGCAUGAUUUUCCUCCGUCCAACAGUUGGAGCAAAAGAUGUCAUGAGAAAUUGGAUUGAAGAACUCCAAGCUCAACCAUGGUCUAAAAAGGCCAAGUCCAAUGACCAGCCUGCCUUUAAUUGGGCCUUGAAUAAAACUGCUGGCCAGGUUUAGUUACGACCUUCUCUGUAUAUUUUGAUAUCUGAUGAUUAUCAUGAAUUAAAUUUAUUUUUUAAGUUAAGCUUCCAUAAUCUAGGGAUCUGAGAAAUUGUUAGUUGAAACUAUAUGGUUAUGAUCAGCUUUAAUAUGUUAAAUUGUGUUGUCAACCCUUUAUAUCUGGCACCUAUAUACCUGUAUCUUUCACUGCCAAAUUACAUUGUUGUCACAAAACUACUGAAUUAUACAUUCUAUGCAUAACCUUGGCUUUCAAAGGUCAUUCUAGGUGAUUAUAUCAAUUUUGUUCCUAGCAAAUGUUUUCGUCAGUUUGAGUCUCCAAAUUUCUCAAUGGCAUGAUGUUAUCAUGCUUGUAAAUUUUGUAAUUGUUCAUCAUCCCACUUGGUUAUUAUGCCUAGUGAAUAUAGUUCUAGCAAGUUUCAAAGGGACCUUGUUGUUCAAUAAACUGUUUUUAUGGUGCACACAAUAGUGGAAUUCAAAUUAACUCUGUACGGAUACCAAAGAAAUUUAUUUCAGUUUUUUUUUAUAUAUAUUUUUUUUAUCUUUUUGGGAUUGCCCAACUGUGCAACACGUUGACUUGUUCUGAGUAGUGUAAGCUUACACCUUUUGUUUAUACCCACUGAAUUUGUUUUUUAUUAUUUAAAUAACUAAAAUGGGUUAGAACCAAAUAUGUUACGUGGAGCUUUAAGCCUUGAGUUAAAUCUCUCUGCAUUUUCAUUCUUCAUUUUUGGUAUAUUUUAUCUAUCAAGCAGCACUUCAAAGGAUAUUUUAGAACAUUAAGUGGAAUAGAAAAAUUUUAUGGAUAGUCUCUGAAAGCAACUCAGCAAAAAAUUAAAUAGUUAAGUUUGAAAUUUCACGGGUCAACUUUGCUGUCUGUGAAAGGUUUGUGAAACUGUUUCUGACUAUAUGUCUUACUUAUAGCUCAAUGAAAUGCAGAAUUCCUUGAAAUUUUUUUCGAUACCUUCCUGCUCAUUUGUGGUGAUUAAAUGGCAGCAUCCAAGUUCUCAUGUUGAAGCUAUUAAUGCUGCUUGGUAUAUGUAGCAGAUAAGCUAGGCAUAAUAAAGCAUAAGUGAAAUUUAGGCUAUUUAGCUGUUGCCAUGCUACUCUCAAUUGUGUUCUGGACUUCAAUUAAACAACUUAGCUACAUCCACAUAACCUCUAUGGUGUUUUUGGAUUGCUAAAGCUUUUAGAGCCACCAUUUUUUAGAAAAUUUUGAAAUUUGGGUUCGCAAGAUAUUGGUUCCAAAGGCGUGUAGUACAUUAAAUGUUUCAAAAUGUUCUAUGUUGCACAGUUUAUUUUGGCGCUUAUUUUGGGGCACUGUUUUGGCGCUUAUUAAGUCAGGUAUACGCUUAUUUUGGCACUGUUGCACAGUUUAUUUGAACUAGGAAUAGAAAUUCUAGGUUCUCUCUUCUUAAAUGAGAGGUUGGUUGAAGACCUUUUUUGUUAUUUUAUUCCAAAAGGUUGUUAUCAGUUGGGCUUAUGUUUAAAAAUUUCUCUUCUAUCAGUAGUUUGAAAGAAUAUUAUUUGUUGACUAGUAUGAUGGCAUUAAUAAUGCUC
This is a messenger RNA of Dioscorea cayenensis subsp. rotundata (Guinea yam), 2640 nucleotides long. Its product is annotated as UDP-D-xylose:L-fucose alpha-1,3-D-xylosyltransferase MGP4-like. NCBI's taxonomy places the organism in Eukaryota, Viridiplantae, Streptophyta, Magnoliopsida, Dioscoreales, Dioscoreaceae. Gene Ontology annotation, cellular component: Golgi apparatus. Bases 223 to 1083 code for a protein of 286 amino acids. The transcript is spliced from 4 exons. The record is from RefSeq and is a predicted model, not a curated record. Gene Ontology annotation, molecular function: glycosyltransferase activity.